AUGGAAGAAGUUCUCACUGCUGUCUUGGUCGUGUGUCGCUCGCAUGAGCAGAUUGAGGCGUUGGACCAUGUGGCUCGGCUACUCUCGGCCUACAUCGAUACUUCCGCUAGGUGGACAGUGUUGCAGGCGGUCGAACGUGGCUUCCUGCACCUCGUACAGCGUCUUCUUCGAGCGGAUACGGGUCACUAUUUGGCCCGGCUGGCGGCGAUUCGAAGAUCUGUUCGAGUAGCAGCAGACGGAGGGCAAAUGAAAAUACUCUGCAUGCUGACAGACUGGUAUCCGCAGGCGGUUCUGGAUGAGAUAGCGGUUAAGCAAGCUGCGAUGAACGGGCACUUGGAUCUGCUCGAGUGGAUGCACAACAGUAUGAAAAUGGUAUGCAAUGGUGUGGAGGACUUGUGUAAACUGCUGUACUCCUCCGAUACAAUUGCGUUGGCCGCUGGUGAAGGUCAAUUGGAAGUUGUUAAGUGGCUUGUGCAUGCGAGAGGGGGAGAAUGCUCGGCUGCUCCACUGCACCAAGCGGCGAGGAAUGGGCAGUUGGAAGUGGUAGAGUGGCUGUAUGACCACUCCGGGUGCAUUGUUCUACCUCGAGCGAUGGAUGAGGCUGCAGCUUGUGGGUAUGUGGAUGUAGUACGAUUCUUGCAUGAAAGAGGUGGACGGAACGGCGGCAAGAGUAAAUGUACAACAAUGGCCAUGACAGGAGCUGCUGUUAACGGAUACUUGGACGUCGUCAAGUGGCUCCAUGAGAAUAGGAGUGAAGGAUGCACCACUGACGCCCUUGACGGCGCAGCACGUAAUGGACACUUGGACGUAGUUCAGUGGUUGCAUGAGAACAGGAGUGAAGGAUGCUCGGCUCAAGCGAUGAAUGGCGCGGCAAGAGGAGGUCACCUAAGCAUCGUGAAGUUUUUACAUGAACAUCGCAGUGAAGGCUGUACAUAUAACGCCAUGGAUUGGGCUGCUUUGGGGAACCAUCUGGAUAUCGUGCAGUUCUUGCAUGACAACCGCACCGAAGGCUGCUCUCGGCAUGCAAUCAAUGAAGCGGCCAAACACGGUCAUCUGAGCAUGGUCCAAUGGCUCCAUUCGAAUCGCUCGGAGGGGUGCAAUAGAAUGGCAAUGGAUGGUGCUGCUACUCUGUCUCACCUUGAUGUGGUUAGUUUUCUGCAUUCCCAUCGACUCGAAGGGUGUACAGUCGCUGCAAUGGACGGAGCUGCAGAGCAUAAUCGACAAGAUAUCGUGCAGUGGCUUCAUGACAACCGGGACGAAGGAUGUUCCGUGCGAGCGAUGGACCGUGCUGCGAGGAAUGGUCAUUUACGAAUGGUGCAAUGGCUAAACGAACAUCGUGCAGAAGGCUGCACUACCGACGCGAUGGACGGCGCUGCUGAAGGGGGUCAUCUGGGCAUUGUCAAGUUCUUACACGCCAGUCGUAGAGAAGGAAGUACGACGUACGCAAUGAACGCAGCGGCAAGGAAUGGACAUCUCGCUACUGUGAAGUGGCUGCAUGAAAACCGUACAGAAGGAUGUACGACAACAGCUUUGGAUGGGGCGGCAGCGAAUGGACAUUUGGACGUGGUGCAAUUUCUUCAUAACAAACGCAGUGAAGGGUGCACAACGCGCGCGAUGGACGCUGCUGCAGCUCGCGGCGAUCUCGAAAUGUUGGAGUGGCUUCGUAAAUAUCCUCGCGCAGAGUGCAGUGCACAAGCGUCUCUUUUUGCUGUUGCACAUGACCACGUGGAAGUAUUGCACUGGCUUCGAGAAAAUUAUGCUGGUGCAUUAGCCAGUAAGGAAGAUCUCUGCGGCACAGCCCAGUAUUAUGGUCGUGUGCACAUUUUGGCGUAUCUCCUGGACCAGUGGUUGCUUGGAGGUUAAGUGUCUUUAUUUUUUUUAAGUGUAUGGUGCAAAUUUGUACAAGACUCACGAAUAUUUUUUUUUACAUUAAUGAGUUCAAUCUACUACGA
Phytophthora nicotianae INRA-310 is the source of this 1952-nucleotide messenger RNA. RefSeq lists its product as hypothetical. The coding region runs from base 1 to 1863 and encodes 620 amino acids. The record is from RefSeq and is a predicted model, not a curated record. The transcript has a single exon. Lineage: Eukaryota; Oomycota; Peronosporomycetes; Peronosporales; Peronosporaceae. Gene Ontology annotation, molecular function: protein binding.